Molecule: messenger RNA, 3877 nt
Organism: Trichosurus vulpecula (common brushtail)
Lineage: Eukaryota; Metazoa; Chordata; Mammalia; Diprotodontia; Phalangeridae
Gene: USP33
Product: ubiquitin specific peptidase 33
Exons: 24
Coding region: 143-2878 (911 amino acids)
Biological process (GO): protein deubiquitination
Molecular function (GO): zinc ion binding; cysteine-type deubiquitinase activity
Source: RefSeq, a predicted model, not a curated record
GCCUCGGCGGCGGCGGCGGCGGCGGCGGCGGGCCGGAGCCGGGGUGGGACGAGUCCUCGCUGCCACGGCGCGGAUCCCUAGCGGCCGUGGCCGUGACCGUGACCGAUACUAUUUUGCCCUGAAAGCUCCUGGAUUUAAAGAAAUGCCUGCCGUUGAAAUGCCGGCCCUCAGCAGUGACUGUCCACAUUUGGAGUCCGUGGGUGAAAUAACAAAAGAAGACUUGAUACAGAAAUCUCUUGGCACUUGUCAGGACUGCAAAGUCAGAGGACCGAAUCUCUGGGCCUGUCUGGAGAACCGAUGUACAUACGUUGGCUGUGGCGAAUCCUACGUCGACCAUAGUACUAUUCACUCUCAGGAGACGAAGCACUAUCUCACCGUGAACCUCACCACCCUGCGAGUUUGGUGUUAUGCCUGCACCAAAGAAGUCUUCCCUCAGAGGAAGUUCGGGUCACCCACUUACCUGCCACAGACGAGGCUGCCGCCCACAGCCCUGGAAAACGGUGUCCAGGACUUUAAGGUACCUCACCCGACCCUUAAGACUCCUCUGGCUGCGGUCUUUGAUGAUCUGGACAGGGACGUGGACGAAGAGGAUGAGCUGAAGGCAAGAGGUCUCACGGGUCUGAAAAACAUUGGCAACACUUGCUAUAUGAAUGCCGCUUUGCAGGCUCUUUCUAAUUGCCCACCAUUGACCCAGUUCUUUCUGGACUGUGGAGGCCUGGCCCGGACGGAGAAGAAGCCUGCUAUCUGUAAGAGCUAUCUCAAGCUAAUGACAGAACUGUGGCACAGAAGCAGGCCAGGAUCUGUUGUUCCGACUAAUUUGUUUCAAGGAAUUAAAACUGUCAACCCAGCAUUUCGAGGUUAUUCCCAACAGGAUGCCCAGGAAUUCCUCCGAUGUCUAAUGGACCUGCUUCAUGAGGAACUCAAAGAGCAGGUCAUGGAGACUGAGGAUGGGGCUCCUCCCGGGCCGGGUGAAGAGAGCCUGGAGGAGGAGAAGAGCCCAUCAGAGAUGGACUUUCAGUCUUGUGAGUCAUGUGGGAGCAGCGACAAAGCUGAGAAUGAGAUGGGCUCCCGAGGUCUGAUGGAAGACCACAUGGAGACGGCCAUGUUAAUCCAGGAGGAUGAGAACAACCCCAGUCCUGGGACGGUGAAAGAGAAAGUUCUGUGUAACAAGGCGAGCCCCAAGGGUCCUGAGGAUGAGUUAGAGAAAGAUGUAGACACUUUGUCAGAGAUGGCGGACAUUUUAAACAGCCAGGAAACCGUCAAAGUGCAGAUACACAGCCGGCUUUCAGAGCAUGCACCUGAGAAUCACUCAAAUGACCAUGUCCCAUCCAGUGAAGGAGGCAAUCCGCGUUUGUCUGCCAGCCCUCCCAGAUCGAGCUCCCUGUGGCCAGGCACAGUCUCUGGCCAUAAAAGAGCCCUGCCGGCCUCGUCUCCCAAGAGGAAAAAGCAGCAGAAGAGAUACCGGAGCGUCAUUUCAGACAUCUUUGAUGGGACCAUUGUGAGCUCUGUGCAGUGUCUAACUUGUGACCGGGUGUCGGUGACACUCGAGACCUUCCAGGACCUGUCCCUGCCCAUCCCUGGCAAGGAGGACCUGGCCCGGCUGCACUCAGCGAGCCACCCAAGCGCCAUGGUGAAGGCGGGCUCCUGUGGAGAGGCGUAUGCGCCCCAAGGAUGGAUCGCCCUGCUUGUAGAGUACUUGCGCAGGUUUGUUGUCUCCUGUGUCCCUAGCUGGUUUUGGGGUCCGGUAGUGACCUUGCAAGAUUGUCUCGCUGCCUUUUUCGCCAGAGAUGAGCUCAAAGGUGACAACAUGUACAGUUGUGAAAGAUGCAAAAAAUUGAGGAAUGGAGUGAAGUUCUGUAAGGUGCAGAAGUUCCCUGAGAUCUUGUGCAUACACUUGAAGAGGUUCAGGCACGAGCUCAUGUUUUCCACCAAAAUCAGCACCCACGUGUCUUUUCCUCUUGAGGGCCUCGAUCUUCAGCCCUUCCUUGCCAAGGACAGCCCUGCCCAGAUCGUGACCUACGAUCUGUUGUCAGUCAUCUGUCACCAUGGAACUGCGAGCAGCGGGCACUACAUCGCCUACUGCCGCAACAACCUCAACACCCUGUGGUACGAGUUCGACGAUCAGAGCGUGACUGAGGUCUCAGAAGCAACCGUGCAGAAUGCGGAAGCCUAUGUGCUUUUCUACAGGAAGAGCAGCGAGGAAGCACAAAAGGAAAGGCGGCGUGUGUCCAACCUCCUGAACAUGAUGGAGCCCAGUCUUCUUCAGUUCUACGUCUCCCGGCAGUGGCUGAACAAGUUCAAGACGUUUGCCGAGCCCGGCCCCAUCUCCAAUCACGACUUCCUCUGUGUUCACGGAGGUGUUCCCCCACACAAAGCUAGCUACAUUGAGGACCUGGUGGUGAUGCUGCCUCAGAACAUCUGGGAUAAUCUAUACAGCAGGUAUGGGGGAGGACCGGCCGUCAACCACCUGUAUGUGUGUCACACCUGCCAGAUAGAAGCAGAGAAGGUGGAGAAAAGGAGAAAGGUGGAGCUGGACACGUUCAUUCGGCUGAACCGGGCUUUCCAGGAGGAGGAGUCACCGGCUGCGUUUUUCUGCAUCAGCAUGCAGUGGUUCAGAGAGUGGGAAGGGUUUGUGAAAGGGAAAGAUGGAGAUCCGCCUGGACCCAUUGAUAACACUAAGAUUGCCAUCAACAAGGGUGGUAGCAUCAUCCUCAAACAAGGGGCAGAUUCAGGGCAGAUUUCUGAAGAAACAUGGAAUUUCCUUCAGUCCAUCUAUGGCGGCGGGCCAGAGGUUAUUUUGCGCCCACCUGUCGCCCCUGUCGACCCUGACGUGCUGCACACAGAGGAGAAGAUUGAAGUAGAGACCCGGGCCCUCUGACCUCAACCACACAGAUCAGGACAACCAUGGGGAACCCUUCCCACUCGCACAAAAGAAAAACCAUUCCUGAAAGCAUGUCUGUUUUCUUGCUUUUUCACCUUUCCCCCCUUUCUUCCUCCUCACUGGGCAUUACAGUUGUGGAUGAGUAUGUCGUGACUUGGAAUCUAUUAUAGGUGACACGUUUAAUGCUAAAUAAUUUACUGUGAAAUCUUUCAAAGGUCACAUUUUGAAAGGGAUGAGUUCUGUGUCUUGAGAUUGUUCAAUCAGUGGACAGUAGGUCAUUGAUCUUUUUUAUGACAUGUAAACCAAUAGUAUCCUUUGUAGACUUGUAAAAUAAAAUGGCUUUUAAAAUGUUUUUCAAAACGUUAUCCCAUGAUUCUGACCCCACAUGGAGCACUUUCUGCCAAGGGCCCCUGUUGGGAUAGACUCUGUGGGGCCUUUUUACAUUGAUCAGAAGGUUGGGCCUGCAGGAUUUGUGGGAAUUUCCCAAAACUCAGGAAAAGUAUCCUCUCCCCCCCUUUUUUGGCACUGCAGUAUAGAAAGGUGUGGCCCAUGAAAGCCUCAACCACAUUUUCUCUUUUGGAUGGAUCAAGUAUGUAAUUGGUUUGGAUGAAUUUGUCGACAGAUGUAAUUUAUUGCUUGUAUGUUGUCAAUGUUAAAAUGUUGAUCCUUACAAGCCCAGAGAACAUUUCAUUUGUGUGUCGGUGGCUGUAAAAUCUCUAGCGAGUUUUAGGGUACUUUUUUUUUGACAGCAUGCAGUCUGUAAUAUGCAUCAAUAACCCUGGCCACCCUGAAGAGCACUUGGAGAAGUUUUUUGUCAAACGCAUCAACAUUCCUUCUGAAUAAUAUUCUGUACCACUCUCUGAGGCAUGAUUACAUGACGUCCAAACCUGCAAACGCUGGACAGCGCGGGUCGGGUUAUUGGGGGAGGGACCACUUGUUGCUGCUACAGCUCAAGCAAUGUUCUGAACCAGCUCAAUAAAGUGAUUUUUAAAAACA